Meloidogyne enterolobii is the source of this 272-nucleotide messenger RNA. The record is from the annotation of a GenBank genome assembly. NCBI's taxonomy places the organism in Eukaryota, Metazoa, Nematoda, Chromadorea, Rhabditida, Meloidogynidae.
CUUGUAUGUCUAUUGAACGUUUUAUUGUUGUUUGCCGACCAUUUGAAUAUUGGGGUAUUUCUGGAUUAAUUAAUCGAAAACGCCAAAUUUGUGAUUCCUUCAUUUUAUUAACAAUUUUAUUAAUUACUGUUGGAAUAUUUUGUUCACCAUUUAUUUAUUAUGCCAACGUUAGCCGUGAAAUUUUUAUUUUUUCUGAUGGAAAUGUGCACAAAGGAAAUACUUUUUGUAGUUCUCAUUUGCCUGAAAGAUUAAUGGCAAGUUUUUGGGGGUGA